Molecule: messenger RNA, 2802 nt
Organism: Agrilus planipennis (emerald ash borer)
Lineage: Eukaryota; Metazoa; Arthropoda; Insecta; Coleoptera; Buprestidae
Exons: 10
Coding region: 223-2073 (616 amino acids)
Biological process (GO): regulation of transcription by RNA polymerase II
Cellular component (GO): nucleus
Molecular function (GO): DNA binding; protein binding
Source: RefSeq, a predicted model, not a curated record
GAAUGGUGAAAACUUAAAAGAGAGAGCAUUAGAGAUGAAAGAGAGAACGAAUUUGAUCCACAACAAAAUAGUGACUCUGUCUUUUCUAAUCGUACAGUCUGUUUUCCACUGUCGUCUUGGUUCUAUUUCAUUUUCCGCGUUCUAUCCCAGAUAAAAUUUGCAUGUUUAUUUUGUGACAUCUGUUUUUUCCACAUUGGCAGAACAGUACAAAUUGAUAAGGAAAUGACAGGGCAACACUACUGUUUACGAUGGAACAAUUACCAAAGUAACAUGACCUCAGUGUUUCACCAGCUCCUACAAAACGAAGCAUUCGUUGAUGUUACCUUAGCAUGUAAGGAUUUGUCUCUUAAAGCUCACAAAGUGGUUUUGUCUGCUUGUUCUUCUUAUUUUCAAAAGCUUCUGCUCGAUAAUCCCUGCAAACAUCCGACUAUCAUAAUGCCACAGGACGUCUGUUAUGCAGACUUAAAGUUUAUCAUCGAAUUCGUAUACAAAGGGGAAAUCGACGUGUCUCAAGCUGAACUUCAGUCAUUGCUGAAGACCGCUGACCAGUUAAAAAUAAAGGGUUUAUGUGAGUCGGAGGAUAAUAAGGACAAAGAAAACUCUGUUCACACGCUACCAGUUUUAUCAAAAGAUCGAAGUAAAUUAAGAAAAAUCUCGUCACCAAAACACAUAAAGUUAGAAGAAAUCAGUAGAAGUCAAGACUGUGAUAUAGAAAGAGAGUAUCAAGAUAGUUUAGAUAUAGGCGAAAGUGUUGUGGAAGAAAGAUGCUCAGAACGACGAAAUAAUUCGACAGACGAAGAUAGCGAUGGCCUUUUAGUUGUUGAUGAAGAACCAAAGAGAAAGAAACCAGUACAAAACCAAAAUAAAACAAAUAUGAGCAGUCAUGGUCUUCUUGAAGGACAGGCAUUUUUCUCCCAGUUGUAUGACAAUGAUGAAUUCCCUCCGGAACCUCCUGCCCCGACAGCAAUUCCUGUUGGACAUGUCGACAUGCAAGACCAUUCUCCCACCAGAUCGCUACUCUCAACUCAUCGAACCGAUAUAUCAGAUUCGCAUAUUAAAUAUGAGGAUAUAAAAAAAGAAACUAGUAUUAAAUUUGAAACCCUACGAUCCUAUAAACAUGAAAUGAUGGAUUUAGAUUCUUCACAACUUUCAGAACCAGAUCAUUCAUUAGACAGUUAUGAAGACGCCGAAAGGGGCCCUCAUUCCAUGAUGGUAACUCCUGACAUGAGUGGAAUGGUAUCAGGAGAUCACAAUAAUAGUAACGGGUAUUCUCAACUUAGAAUUAAUGAUCAAGAUACUCCUACAGGAAGGUCUCACGGUGGAGGGCCGAAAACCUGGACUCAGGAAGAUAUGGAAUUAGCAUUAGAUGCUCUUAGAAAUCAUAACAUGAGCCUUACAAAGGCUUCAGCAACGUAUGGUAUUCCAUCGACGACUUUAUGGCAAAGGGCGCACCGAUUAGGGAUAGAUACCCCAAAGAAAGAAGGUCCCACGAAAUCAUGGACUGAGGAAAAUUUAAAUUCCGCACUAGAAGCACUCAGAACGGGAACUAUUUCAGCGAAUAAAGCUAGUAAAGCAUACGGUAUCCCUAGCAGUACCCUUUACAAGAUAGCUAGGAGGGAGGGAAUUAAAUUAGCAGCCCCUUUUAAUGCAGCUCCAACAACAUGGACUCAAGAAGACUUAGAAAAAGCUUUGGAAUCUAUUAGGACGGGACAAUCAUCCGUUCAAAAGGCUUCAACAGAAUUCGGAAUUCCAACAGGAACUUUAUACGGCAGGUGUAAAAGAGAAGGAAUAGAAUUAUCCAGGUCUAAUCCCACUCCUUGGUCUGAGGAUGCUAUGGGUGAAGCACUGGAGGCUGUCAGAUUAGGUCAUAUGUCAAUUAACCAGGCAGCGAUACAUUAUAAUUUACCAUAUUCAUCGCUAUAUGGUCGAUUUAAAAGGGGCGUCAAAUACGAUAUGGAGCCAAUUGAUACAAACAAUUCCGACAGCCAAUCUCAGCCAGAAUCUCAGGUAUUGCUCAUGGACUAUCCCAGUGCUCAUCAGCAGAUCCAGUAUCAGCACCAUUUGAAUAGCUGAGACCGAUAUCAGGUCACUGACUAAAGUGUGAAUCCCUCCAGACGUGAUGGAACGCCUCCGAAGGUUAUUUGAAGCCCAUCGAAUUUAUUUUUUUUCUUUCGUUUUCAUUUGGUGCCUUAAAACUCACGUUAAAUUAAAAUAAUCAUAACAAAUCGAUAGAAAAUGAAAGUUGCUUUUUGUUCAAGUUAUUUUUGUUGGUGAGUGGCAAAUGGGUUUGGGAAUGAAACGAAUAUAAGACGAUAUUGAUUAAUUAUUUAAAAAUCAAUUGAAUGGUUGCUUAUUUCGAUAUCACUCUUGAAGCUUCUUAGGUGAUAACAACAAGUAUGAAGCAAGUAAUAAUAUGCUACCAAAAUAAGCACCAGUGACGAUCAGAAUAAUAAAAACGAAAAAAGUGCAAUAUAUUGUAUGGAAGUCUGUUGUUGUUUUAUUUAUCUUGUGUAGAUUAGUUUCUUUUCACCAGGAACGUGGUUUCGAUGAAAAUUGUAAAUUAGUAGCUCAAAAGUGAUGUACUUAUCAUUAUUAUUAUGUUGUUGUUAUUAUUUCUUUGUAAACUUUGUAAAAGAAAUAUAAUAAUAUACUAUUUCAAUCAAACAGUCGUCAAAUAUAAUUGAAGAUUCACCCAAUAUAGACCGGACUUCUAUCCCAUCGAACCUGGGCCGCCCAAGUAGCAGGCGAGGACAGUGCAGUGGCCCUCCAAUUUACUUUUUAUCGCUAAAGUUUCACUGAAGU